Messenger RNA from Ambispora gerdemannii, 155 nucleotides. The record is from the annotation of a GenBank genome assembly. Lineage: Eukaryota; Fungi; Glomeromycota; Glomeromycetes; Archaeosporales; Ambisporaceae.
ACGAUACAUACGACGUUGAAUUUAUUCGUAGUGUUCGUGUUACUAAUGGAAAAUAUAAUAUUCAUCUUGGUUAUUUAAUUGCUAUUCCAAUUUGGCAAGACGCGUUGUUUGACCAGGUAUUUGAACCUGAAAGGAUUAUCAUGGGUGUUGGAUGA